Molecule: messenger RNA, 2108 nt
Organism: Anopheles funestus (African malaria mosquito)
Lineage: Eukaryota; Metazoa; Arthropoda; Insecta; Diptera; Culicidae
Gene: Nup43
Product: nucleoporin Nup43
Exons: 3
Coding region: 992-2041 (349 amino acids)
Cellular component (GO): nuclear pore outer ring
Molecular function (GO): protein binding
Source: RefSeq, a predicted model, not a curated record
GCCGUCUGAGUAGGGAUUGGAAGGGAAAAAGCGUUUGAACUGACUCUUUUAAAUUCCUACUACAUGAAAUAUGUAGGUAAAAAAUCGUGAUUGCAUACCGACAGGCGUUAAUCACUCAAGACGUAACUCCAAUGGAAGAAGAUCGAGAUUUAAUUAAAAAAAACACUUGCCACUUUCAUGUAGUACUAUCGCAUUUCUUUCGAGUGGAUUUAGCAAACCAGAAUGCCAGAAGAAAUAUUUGUGCUCACAAUUACCCUUACAAAAUCAUUUACGAACGUACGCAAUUACUAAUUGAACAGAAUAUGAAAGUAGAAGAAAAUAUAAUAAAUUGAGCCUAUCCUUUGCAAGUGAAAGAAAAUGGGAAACCGCAUGGUGUGUGAAUAUAAAUCCAGCGAUAUACAUAGGUGUAUGAGCUAUGGUGCAGAAGGAAAUGUAUAUUAAGCAAGAAACAGGGAGUUCCAGGGUGAGGUUUACAGCGCCAUAUAGAUUUCCACAAAAUCAUGAUAAAAGCUCAAUUUGUUCGAUUAUGAAGUAAACCAAAAACAAACAGAAUUAAAAAUAAUAAAAGCAAACACGGAACAAAAAUGUUUCUGCUUUACUUUGUGUACAAUCAUGUUCUGUGUUCUCGUUAGUUUAUCUUUAAUAAAUUCAUUCACAGGGGUAUGAAAUAGACACAACGUACAUUUGUCCAUAUUUCAUAAAGCCCUUGUCCUUGGAAAAUAAGGACUGCAAACUUGUGUAGUUCCGCGGAGGGAAUGCAUGUAAAUUGGAGUUUACAAAUUCAUCAUAUUGCGCACAGCUGUCAAAUAUACUUUUCUAUAGUCAUCUUGAAUGUCAACAUGUUGUUCGUGACAUAGCCUGCUGUUUUAAAUAAUACCAAAUACACAUCAACGAUCAGCAUCGGUACCGGUAUAAUUGUUGACAACUUUGGUUGGCGCGUAUUCCUCAUUCAAUAUCCGUUUUGUGCAACAAGAAAGUAAAAAGAUCGACGAUGGAUGCGGCAGGCAAUGAUCUCGACAUACCCAACGAUAUCCAGUCCUUUCUGCUGUCUAGCAAAAUGUCGUGUGUGCGUUGGGUACCGAACCAAACGGAAGACGAACAUUUUUUCGUCACCGGUAGCUGGGGCGAUAAGGUGAACGCGGUUAACCUGUGGAACCUUGUGCAUGACGAGCUAGCAGAUGCAGACAGCACUGUGCCGUUGGUUCCGAAAAGCACGGCCAAAUUCUGUGUGACCGGCGACGUUGUUGGUUUUGGAUUUAUCGACGAUAAACAUUUGGUCUCUGUCACGUCGGAAGGUACACUUAGCGUGUUGGAUCUUAAUCGCGAAUCAGCAUUGUCGUAUGAUUUUACCCACAAGUUUAACAUGCACGAUCUGCAUACGUUCGACGGGAGACAAUCGGUUUGUUCGGCGAUGAGUGUUUCAGCGUUCGAUCAAUACAUCGUUACGGGUGGGGAGGAUGGCAAUUUAAACAUCAUAUCGGGUAACGCGGGAAAGGUUAUUAGCACGAUACAACAUCCGGACAAUUCGAGCAUUAGGUGCGUGUCUUUCAUCUACCCUAGUGUUGUCGUUGCCGGACGGCACUGUGGUCUGCUCAAUUGUUACGACACGCGCGAAAGUGGUAACAAGCCAGCGUUCAGUCUGGAAACGUGUCACGAAGAAGAUCAUGAAAUGACCGUACCAAUGUGUAUAAACUACUUACCCAAACAUAAAUCACUGAUUUUAGUUGGUUUGGAAAACGGUUCCAUUAUCAACUGGGACAUACGCAAACCGUACGAUGCGUCGUACGAGUUUGGUGGUCACAGUGAUCCGGUUACCGAUAUACAGUUUGCAAAGGAGCAGGACAUCAUGUUCAGUGCCGAUGCUGGAGGUCUAGUUACAGAAUGGACACUGAGCAACCUGUCGUCGUUCGUCGAUUAUUCCAUAGAAAGGCGCCAGCCGCGCAUGAAAGACUUUAAACCCAUCAAUUCAAUUGACGUGAAUGUGCGACAGAUGAUAUGCUGCGGUGAUGCCGAAAUGCUUUUCAUACUGGACCUCUGGUAGUCGAUCAUUUGUAGCUUUUCUUUUCUAAGCAUUACAUUUAAAAUAAUGAAAUCUGAUCCGUUCGAUA